AUGCUAGUUCACGACGUAAAGCUUCCGUCGUCCGCGUCCUCGACGCUGCCGCACGACUGCACUCGACGGGACGUAUACUAUUACGUUUGGGAACCGCUGGCCCAGGGCACGGCACGGGUCGCGCAGCUGCCAUCGACUCAGGUAGCUUUUUUCUGCGUCGGUGUCCAAUGUCGCCUCGCGAUGCACGACAUGUCAUCUCUCAACGCGUGGGGCCCGAAUUCAUCGGUAGACAACUUC
Molecule: messenger RNA, 237 nt
Organism: Iphiclides podalirius (scarce swallowtail)
Lineage: Eukaryota; Metazoa; Arthropoda; Insecta; Lepidoptera; Papilionidae
Source: the annotation of a GenBank genome assembly